AUGACCACCCCGACCCGCCACGACUCUGCACCCAGCCCGCUCUCGCAGCUACCCACCGAGCUCCUCUACCACUGCUUCCGCCUCGCCGCCUCGCUCGAUCCCCACACGGCACGCUCCCUCGCCUACGUCUCGCGCACCGUCUGCCACUGGACCAUCUCGCAGCGCUGGUCGACGAUCGUCUGCACCACGCCCCAGCAGGUCGUCGCCCUCUGGCUCUUUCUUAUCGAGUCCCAGCACAACGACGACACUGACGCCCACCCCCACCCCCCACCCUCCGGCUCCGGCUCCGGCGCGCCACCAACACCGCGCUACAUUUCCUGCCCCGCCUCGAGGCCCGGCUCCUAUACUCGCAACCUCUUUAUCGAUACCACUCCAUGCGGCGCCACCACUCAUGUUGACCCCGGCACGACGACGCCCUACGAGGACCUCCUCACCCUCUCGUCCCGCCUCCAGCUCCAGCGGGAACGCGACGCACUCGCCCACGCCGCAGCGCUUUCGACGUCGCAGCCACCGCCCGCAUGGGAGACGCUGCAGCGCACCAAGCUGGCGCCCACCCGCGCCUCGUCGCGCCUCUCCGGGCUCCUCUACCACUUCCCCGCCCUCGACCACCUCGCCCUCGGCGCAACCGAGAUGCAGCUCUUCCAGCCCAGCCUCAUCUCUACCUCGCCCGUCGAAAUGAUGCUCGUCUACGACGGAAACGACACCCUCAUCUCCGACGUCUUUCUCAGCGGCGUCGAGGAGCUCGCGCACUGGUCCGACGACGUCGAGUCCAGCGGGUCGCAGCGAGGGGCAGGGAACAUGACGGCGACACUGGGCGGCAUCCGACGCCGCCUCAAGCGGCUCCACGUCGUCGGCAUCGACCCGCGCAGCCAGCUGGCGGGCGUAGCGAUGCCCGUCAAGAUCCUCGAGCCUCUUCGCGCCGGCAGCACCUCGCCCGGCUCUCUUAUCCACGCGCUCUCCUACAACGCACCGCCGCUGCUCGACGAGGCGACCUCCAACGGCGACCAAACCAACGGCGAUGGCCAUGGCGACGUCGACGGCGCCUCGCGCUCUCCGCUAGCCACGGUCCGCGAGCAGGCGAUCCGUGCCCUCUCGUUGCCAUCGGCUCCCCUAUCGCGCCAGCGUACCAGCCAGGGCCUCACGCACCUUCGCUACGAUACCAAGCGAUUCUCAUUUCGGCCCUCGGAGAUCAUUGCGUCGCGGCUGCGAUCAUUCGUGCAGGAGCUGGAUCUCGCCCCGGCGGCUGGCUCGGCGGCGGCGGGCGGCGAGAAUGGCGAGCGGGCGGCCGCCUCCACACCGGCAGCAGCAGCAGCGGGGGCCGUCGAGGAAGAGCAAGACGCCGAAGACGUCUGGCCACGCGAACGCAGCGACGUGUGGACGAGCACGAGCAGCGGCAGCGGCCUCCUCCCGCUCGUUUUCCCGCCGACGAACUCGUCGUCGUCGUCGUCCUCGUCUGCGACAGGCGGCGGCGCCGUCGUCGACGCAUCCUCGGCCGUGUUUGCGGCCGAGUUUGCCGAUUCUAUCCGACACCUCUACGGCUGGACGCAAAUGACGCAGCGGCAGCGCUGGAUCGCGUCGCAGGGCGAGUACGUCGAUCGCAUCGAGGCCGGCUUCACGGCCUCGGAUAAUGCGGCCCUGUCGCGCAUCCAGGAGCGCUUCACGAGGCAACUUCGAGACGAGUCGCUGCUCGCCGCCGCACCUCGAGCCACCGACCACGAUGCUGCCGCCGCCGCUGCCGCAGAGUCCGAUAGGCUGCGGUAUCGCGCCAGGCCGCCCUGCGAGUUCGUCAGCUUGGGCGGCGUCACCGCCGCUUUCACCAAACAGCAUCGGAUCGAUGUCUUCCUCGAUCGGUCCAGAGGCGGUCAAGGGUCGUGGCCGUCGACGACCUAG
This is a messenger RNA of Pseudozyma flocculosa PF-1, 1890 nucleotides long. RefSeq lists its product as uncharacterized. Bases 1 to 1890 code for a protein of 629 amino acids. The transcript is spliced from 2 exons. The record is from RefSeq and is a predicted model, not a curated record. NCBI's taxonomy places the organism in Eukaryota, Fungi, Basidiomycota, Ustilaginomycetes, Ustilaginales, Ustilaginaceae.